GCUCAAAAAGACAAGUCUAAAGACUUAUCCGAAAUUGAUGCAUUGCGAGAACUAAAUUCAAAGCUCGCCGAGUGCACAAAGCUGAAGGAGGUAAUAAAACAAAGCACCAGGCGUGAAGCUGAGUAUGUGAAACUCACAAAAGAUACUACUAACCUCAAGGCCGAAAACGCUGAACUUAGAGCUAGAGUUGCGAAAUUAGAACAGUCAUCUAAUUUAACAUGUGAUAUAAAAACUGUUACAUUGGAAACGAAUCCAAAAGAUUCAACUGAGGCACAAGAUGCUAUUAUUGCGAAAAGUAAUGGACUUACACCUUUCUCUAAAAUAAAAAUUCCAUAUAAUCAAAAAGUAGAACAGGGCUUAAGAAGUGAGUUGUUUGAAUUUAUUAGGAGCAAUGAUCCCAUGACCUUACAAACUUCGUAUUCUACACCUGGCAAACAAAUUUCUGGUACAUUAUUUCACAAUAAAGAUAUGAUAUGUGAAAAUGAUUUAACUCCAG
This is a messenger RNA of Ambispora gerdemannii, 496 nucleotides long. The record is from the annotation of a GenBank genome assembly. NCBI's taxonomy places the organism in Eukaryota, Fungi, Glomeromycota, Glomeromycetes, Archaeosporales, Ambisporaceae.